This is a messenger RNA of Euleptes europaea (tarantolino), 1149 nucleotides long. It is a transcript of the gene AK8, whose product is annotated as adenylate kinase 8. NCBI's taxonomy places the organism in Eukaryota, Metazoa, Chordata, Lepidosauria, Squamata, Sphaerodactylidae. The transcript has 10 exons. Gene Ontology annotation, molecular function: nucleoside diphosphate kinase activity; AMP kinase activity; ATP binding. The record is from RefSeq and is a predicted model, not a curated record. Gene Ontology annotation, cellular component: cytoplasm. Gene Ontology annotation, biological process: nucleoside triphosphate biosynthetic process. Bases 1 to 1149 code for a protein of 382 amino acids.
AUGACUGCAGCUCUGGUCAUCCAAGUUACCCAGCACCUCCUGUCUUGUGAAGACUUGAUCCACCAGGGCUGGAUUAUAGAAGGGAUCCCAGAAACCCGAGAACUUGCACGAGCUCUGCAGGAAAAGGGGAUCAUCCCCAGGCACAUUGUGGUACUCCAUGCUGAAGACACUGUGCUGAUCGAGAGGAAUCUUGGGAAAAGAGUGGAUGUCUUUACUGGAGAGGUGUACCAUACAACCUUUGAUUGGCCAAGUGAUGACAUGGUAGUGAGGAAUCUGAAGGCACCUGAAGGAAUAUCGGAAGUGGAGACCACAAGGCGGCUCCUGAAGUACCAUCGGAACUUCCCGGGAAUUCUCCAGUCCUAUGAGAAACCGAUGAAACUAAUCAAUGCUGACCAGCCAUGUGCAGAUGUCUUCUCCCAGGUUCUGACCCAUGUCCAAGCUCCACCUCGAACAUCCGCCCCAUUUUCUCCUCGGAUCAUCCUCUGUGGGCCUCCGGGCUGUGGGAAAAGCCUACAGGCAGUUUUACUCUCUAAGAAAUAUGGUAUCAUCAAUGUUUGCUGCGGGCAAUUGCUAAGGGAAGCUGUCGCCAACGAGACAAAACUCGGAGAACUCAUUAAGCCUUUUCUUAAUGAAGGAUGGCCGGUCACAGACAACCUCGUCAUCAAGGUACUGAUGGAUCGGCUGAACAGGCUGGACUGCCACAUCCGAGGCUGGGUGUUGCACGGUUUCCCAAGGGACGAGGACCAGGCGAAGCUCAUGAGGAAUGUGGGGAUUGCUCCUAACAGGGUGUUUUUCCUGAAUCUCACGAUGGAGGCAAUUUUGGAGCGUCUGGCUUACCGUGCGGUUGAUCCAGUUACUGGGGAAAGGUACCACACCCUGUAUAAUCCAGCGCCUUCCAAGAAAGCCUUCUAUCGCCUCCUGACGCACCCAAAGGACGUCGAAGAGCAUGUGAAGACUAAGGUCGAAAUGUACUUCAGGCUUGCUGGCGACAUGAAGGAGCUGUUCGAAGAUGCUGUGUCUAUCAACGCCGACCAAGAUCCCCAGACUGUCUUUGAGUACAUCGAGAGCUAUGUCGUCAAUCCACUGCCGUCCUCCCCGACCUGGAAACGAAGGAAACCAACGCUGGUGAUUGUGCGGGACAAUCUGUAA